Messenger RNA from Nasonia vitripennis (jewel wasp), 7411 nucleotides. It is a transcript of the gene MnM, whose product is annotated as titin homolog. The record is from RefSeq and is a predicted model, not a curated record. NCBI's taxonomy places the organism in Eukaryota, Metazoa, Arthropoda, Insecta, Hymenoptera, Pteromalidae. Gene Ontology annotation, molecular function: protein binding. Bases 2252 to 6565 code for a protein of 1437 amino acids. The transcript has 11 exons.
GACACGGGAUAAGAUGGACGGCCAAGCUUGCGCACUGGAUCGCGAAUAUAUACGACGCCUACUUUUUUCUUCUCUUUCUCUCUCUCUCCCUCACGAGCUGUGCACAGUGUUCUCCGCUGCGGUUUCCUGGUUUUUGCGUGCGUGUGCGACACUUGUGCGGGGAAUGUGUACCUGUGCUCGACUCUCUUUGGUGCGGCGACUGUUAUAGAAGCUUCGUUCCGAGAAAAUAAGUCGAGCUUUCGGGGGAAUCGUGUCGGGCCAAUCCGUUGACAGCUGCGAGGAAUACAGAUCGGGACGAUAAAGAAUAGGACUCGCGGAGAUCGACGUAGCGGGAAUAAUGGACGGCCGCGCGGAGAGAGGGAGCUUGCAAGCUCUCGCGCACUGCGUGUGUUUCUCUCUCUUCUAUUUUCUAUCUCGUCGCGCGGUGCGGGUGCCUACUCUCUUCGACACACAUUUUAUAUAUAUAAUUCCUCUCUCCGCGCAGCGUGUCUCACAUGUACACGCGAUUGUUCAUUGCGUUUAUCCUAUAGGUAUAAACUAUAUAGGUAGCGGUAGAGAGGCGAGAGAAUUCGGGAGGCGGACGAACGGAGCAGACGAUGUGUCCGCGUUUCGGUGCGGCUGCUGUUGCUUUUUUCUAUUUGUUUUGUCGCGCGCGGUGUUACAUGGUAUAUGUACGAGACGGAGACGCGCGCGAAACAGGGUCAGAUGUUUCCCUCGCAGCUCUCUCUGAUGGAUAGCGCGCGCCGAGUGUCAGUCAGUUAAAGACGCAAACAAGGAAGAGUCUUUUUUGUUUUGAUUUUUUUUCUUUGCCGGAUUGAUGGUGAUGGGGAUGAUGACGGAGAUGAUGAACUCAAGUGGGGAACGGCCUUAAUUGGCUCGGUUUUCUAAAGCUGAUGAUUGAAACUCUGAGGAAACAUUGAUUUCUUGAUUUUGCAAGGGGAAAAAGAAAGAGUAUAAUUAGGCCUGACGAUUAAUAACUCAGUUAAAAUGUUACACUUUAAUAAGCUUCAAGCACGCACGAGCUUUCUUAAUUUAAAAGUUGUCGUUGUCUUGUUGUUGUUGUCUUCGUUGAAUGCAUUAAAGUAAAUUUAUCAUGAAAUUAGUUGUAUAACUAUAAAAGAGUAAAUCACUUUGAUGAAAUUUAACGACGUGUUGCAAACAAUUUCAGCGAUUCAUAUCUUGCACUACUUGUUAUUUCUGCCAUCAACGACGAUCAUACAAAAUUUAAAAAUAUUAUUAUUUUCUUGAUCUCGUCUUCAAUACACUAUCAUUCAACAAUUCAAACGAGUAUUCAUUGAAUAAACGGUCGAAUAAAAAAUUCAAUCCCACAGAACAGCCUCUUCAAAUCGUCCAUUCUCAUCCAAUGGAAAGCUCGGCAACCAAACCAUAAAUCAACCUUCACAAUCGCACAUCCUCCAACUAAAAACAAGAUACACCUCGAAAGCUCGCGGUCCACAUCGCACGCCGCGACCACUUGAGAGCCUCAACCCGCGCCAAUUGCUGAUUUACGAUCCGAAGCCGCCAUAUAUCUCGGCAAUGCAUGCAAAAGUCGAAGCAACGGCGCAGUGAAGCAAGGCCAAGCACGCGAGGACAGCUCUCGCUAUAAGAACAAAAGCCGAGCGUGAUCGUUAUAGGUCUAAGUCGCCGCGGGCGCGAGAGAGAUAGAGAGGAAGAGAAAAGUCUCGUCGGAUUGCCAAACUCCAACUAUAUAACGAUAUACACGGCGGCGCGACGCUCUCGGCUCUUGGUUUUAUUUCGGGCUCGCCACGUGCGGCUACUAUGCUCUCGAAGAUAGCUCUCGAAUGAGCGCUCGCGAUAUGCGUCUGCGCGCGAGCCGAGAGCAAGCCGGGGAUUUUUCAAAACAAAAAAAGCCGAGAACGCUUGUAGUCGGCGCUGGCGCGUGUACGUGUGUGUGAUGAAUGAGGAGGCGUCGGGGGAGCGGAUAAUGGAGGUGCUUUGAAUUUUUUCGUCGUAUGGUUGGUGAUGGUUUAUUCGUCGAUGUGGUGUUUGUUAAGUUUUGUGUGUUAUGGGGUAGAGAGAUCGAUGGUGUUGAAGAGACUGUUUUUGGGUUUGAUCGAGGCGAGGGGAAGGCUGCGAUUGGGAGAAAAGUGGACUACCCGCACCCCCGGGCAAACCAAUCCUCAUCCCCGGGGAGGAAGAUGCCCAGCCAGACGUCGUGGGUAUCCGCUGGGAGCGAUCGCCCUCGAACGGCGGCUCGGCUAUCAUUGGCUACCACGUCGAGCAUCGCAAGAUGGGCUCGCCGCACUGGGUCAGGUCUGCGCCGGUACUUUGUACCUUUCCGGAGUUGACGCUCAGCGGAUUGGAGCCAGGAUGGAGGUACCAGUUCAGGAUCCGAGCGCAGAAUGCACUGGGCUUGAGCGAACCUAGCGAGCUGUCGGAUCCGCUGUCGGUCACGCUGCAGAGGACUGCGUCGAGCGCGCCUAGGUUCGAUCUGGAUCUCAGGGAUUGCGUUGCUUUGGAGGGCGAACAGGCGGAAUUCGAAGUAAUCUACGCUGGAACACCAUUACCGAAGGUAUCAUGGUUCAAAGAUGGUUUCGAGAUCUUUAGUAGUAGACGAACGAUGAUUACAACCGACAGUGGAAAAAGCGUACUCAUAAUACAAAGAACAUCGAUAGACGACGAGGGGGAAAUCAAAUGUUCUGCUACGAACCGUGCAGGGCAUAUCAGUACUCGAGCUAAGUUGAUGAUUGAAGCUCCUCCUCAUGUUAGAUUGCCACGCCAGUAUGAAGACGGUCUGUUGUUUGAGCAGGGGGAGACGAUUAGACUGAAGGCUACAAAUGGUGGCCGGCCACCACCUAGCAUAACUUGGUACCACAACGGUGAGAUAAUCAUUGUCGAUCAGCGACACAAUUUCGAGUCGAUUACUGACAACGAGACCAUCUUGAAGAUUCAGGAUGCCAAACGCCAGGAUCGGGGGGAAUACACGAUCAGGGCAAUCAACAAACUUGGAGAGGAUGUCGCAUCCUUUUUGGUCACCGUCACAGAUCGACCUGCAGCACCAGGAAAAACUAUAGUUACAAGUACCUUAGGAAGAUCGGUUACACUAGCGUGGAAGGAGCCUGAUGACGAUGGUGGUUGUAAAAUUGGAACGUACAUUAUAGAGUAUUAUAGGAUUGGUUGGGACGUAUGGUUGAAAGCUGUAACCUGUAGACAGAUAACGGCGACAUUAAAUGACUUAAUCGAAGGUUCAGAGUACCGGUUUCGAGUGAAAGCUGAAAAUCCCUACGGCGUUAGUGAUCCCAGCGAGGAGAGCGAUAUCAUAUUCAUACCAGAUCCUAAAAGAGGAAUAACGGAGCCAAACAUGCGAGCAAAGUCAGCGAGUCACAGGGACAUUCCGCGGGGACGUAGCGAGAGGCGUGAGGUCAGCUUCAAUGAACCCGCCCAGCGCACGCGUAGUCUGACUCGCGAGGAGGCGUCCCAUCGCGAGGCAAUGUCUGCUUACGAGCGCACCGCCUCCUCGCAGCGUCUUCUGGCGUCUGCGCAGCAGCAGCCACAACCACCCCCGCGACCCUCGAGAGCCGACAGUCGCGUGACCUUUGCCCUCGAUACCACCAGUCGCGAGAAGGACGAACCCAAAAGACAAUGGUCCAAGGAGUUAUUGCCACAACCUGGCGAGCUUGCAAUUCUCGCAAGAGGCACAUCACAACAAACAGCGGUGGUCAUCACACCCAGCUUCGACGAUUCUGGCGGACGUCAUCGUUCAUUCAUAGAGUCUCGUUCACGUUCAGUAUCAUUUUCACGUGAUCACAGCCCAUCACCCUUGGAACUCGAGGAAACCACGGAAAUUGCAAUCAAAGAGCGCGUAGAAAGCAUGACCCUAAGAGGACAGCUCAGUCCUCCGAGAACACCCCGACGACGACGCAGUAGCGGAGAAAUUCGAGAUGCAAACAACAGUUUAAGGACCCUGAGACGAGAGGAUGAAGAAACUAUGCUUCACGGAAGCAGCGAAUUUAUGUUAGUACUGUAUCCAGGUGAAGAAGAUGGACAACAGCACGAAGCAAGUCGGAUCGAGAAAGCAGCUGAAGCUAUGAGACGGGAUAGUAGAGAGGCGAGGAAUAACCAGUCGGUGAAACAACAAUCAGCCGUUCAAGUACCAGAAGAAUCCGAAGAAGAGGAUCUCGUCCCGCCACCCAUGUCUAUCUCCCUACCAGAACUCUUUAGCGCAGACCACCAGGUCGUCGAGAUCUUCCGGGAAGCAGUCAGUUCCACCGAACUUCUUCACGAACGCGCGAUGGAGCGUUUCUACAAAGCAGUCGAAGCCGAGAAGUCUCAAACAAAGUCUCAACCUAAGGACGUGAACAACUUGAAACCUCCUGGAGAGGGUGAAGGUUAUCCUUUGUUCAGUGGCCGAACGCGAUCGGUGCGCAGACGACUCUCGAAUUCGGGUGCCAACGCCACAACCUGGCAGCUUAAGCGAGACAGGAGGCGGUCCAGCGAGGGUCAGGCUAAGGUAGAGUUAUUGAAAACACCGCAGGUACCCACUGUCGGGAUGCCACUGCAGAAUGUCUCGUCGGACCCUAACUUACCGACGAGUGACGAAAUGCUUGCUCAGAAAAACCCUGAGCCUUGGGGCUUGGGAGGUGGAUUAGGUGACAGCGCCGAGAGACUUCGUAGGUGGCACGAGCCUGGAAUGGAUCUGAGUAAUGAGAAUUCUAUUGCUGAGAUGAUUAACAAAGAGAAUUUCCAGAACAAGCAAAAAGACGAAUUGCUGAAGCUACCGGAUCUCAAUAUCAGAGAGCCAAUGAAAGUGGAAGAAGAGUACGACGAAGUGGCGCCUGACACUGGCGAACUUCUAGCAGAUGACAGCAUUGAGACAUCGGGAGUCUCCUCAGAAUCUGAAAGCACUGACAGCGAGGAUCUGAAGCAACUCAAAGCUCGGAUAAUGGCUAUUCCUGUGGUCGACGAAGAAGACACUUAUAAUCCACGAGGCCGAAUGGUCGUACACUCAGAGCACGAUGUACCGCCCCCGGUACCACCUCACAGAGUUCCCGUCGUCGAUGUUUCACCACCUAUACCUGAUCGAAGGAGUAUGUCGCCAACGAAUCUUACCCCAGCAUCUUCCAAUAGUGCCAUUGUACCCAAGUCCAUACUGAAGAAACGCACUGAGACUGAACCCGUGCCUACAAAUCAGUUUGGCAGGCCGAUUCCACCGGAGAAGCCGAUCCGCAAGUCGUUGCCGGCUUAUGACGAUAUCGGAAUGGAUGUGGCUAGCAGCAGUAAAUCUUUGUCGAAUCUGGACUUUACCGAUGAAACUGCCACAUUAGAAACUACUACAGCUGUACCAACAUCCACACCUUCACUUACGACCUUAUCUACUACUACUGCCGCGCCCACACCGGUAACUACGACACCGACUGCAACUGCGGCACCUACUGUAACUACGACUCCGACUACAAUUACCAGUACGACUGAUGCCGAUCGUGAAAAAGAAGCCGUAAUUUCUGCGGGAGAAGCGGCCGUAACUAAGAGAAGACAGAUGAGACAAGGCUCGAAGACACUCUCUAUCGAAGACGCUGAAGAAAUAAAGGAAGAGAAGAUGGCUGUAGUAAGUCACUACACGGAAAUCGUUAGACAGUACUCUCAUCCGGAAUUCCGACAACGAUCACUCAGUCGGGAUAGGGAACAACAGCAGCGACGAUAUACCGAGAGUCCCUCGGAGUCCCGAGUGAUGUCUCCAGUUCCAAGCCAGCCGCUUACAUCGAACAUUCACAAAGAAAGGUUACCGAUCACUCCGGGUAAAGUGAUAACGCCGAUCCCACCGAGUGUUCCACUGAUGGGUGUACCAGCCAAGAUAAUCACUCCUAUACCACCGGUGUUGCCGACAACACCGAUAAAGAAAGCCAAGCCCAUCGAUCCCUCUGAGCAGAAAGCUAGAAGAGGCAGUUUGACGAACCGAUCGAACGAGGAGGCAUCGGUCUCUAGAGGCAGAUCGAGAAAGCAAGAACCCACGAAUGAGAUGACGAGACGACCAGGGAAGAGUAGCGUCAGUGACUCCAGAAGUUCCACUCCCACACGAAGGCCGGAAAGUCGACCUCAGUCCAGAAAUGAAUCCCCUAUGCCCAGAUCAAGAAACGUGUCGAGAGAUCGAGCGCCAUCGGUAGCGGGAUCGCGAUCAUCGUCUACGACUAGGGGUGGCGAGUCCAGGCCCUCUACCGGCAGACAGCAGACCAGAGGCAGUAGCAGACCUUCUUCCAGGUCGAACUCAAAGGAUCGGUCCAGGGCGAACACCCCAACGGCGGAGAAGAUUGAGCGACUGCAGCGCGCUCUGGACGGUAAGAACAACCGGCUCAGGCGUGCUUCGACCAAGGACGAGACCAAACAGAAGGAAGAGAAGGAGAAGAGCACGAUGUUGACGAUAGCGGCCGAGAAGAAGGUUCGCAACGUCUUCGACUACGUGAUGGACGUAGGUUUAUUGCUGGCUGCCCUGUACGUGUAUCUGUUCAAAAAAGAAGUCUUGGCGAUUCCCAUUAUUGCGCUACUGCUUUAUCGGUAUAUCCAGCAGGAAAUCAGCGAAUGGAUGCCAACCUGGUUGAAAAGGCGCUGAUGUUGAGGAUGACGAUAAUGGCUUGUGCGAGUUGUUCUUUCCACUUUUUUUAAAGGAGAAUGUUAAGAAGGCACUGAUACUUUGGCCCUCGCGAAGAUUUUUUUUUACACUUUUCCUAAGGGUAUCUCCUUUUCUGUUUAUCGUUCUUUUUUUUUUAAAUUAGGUUUGCAAGAUUUCAAGUAGAUGAUUUUAUACGAGAGAGACGUUUCCAUACUCCGUGUUUGAUUUACCGAUUUUCAAUUUUUUGCCUCUGACUUUCGAAAUUUUGACGAUUGCCCUCGUGUUGAGCUAAAUAUUAGAAAGAAAAAAAAUUGUAUCGUAGAAAUAACACGGACUUAGCUUUGGCCAUUAUUUUAACAUCCUCUUUUAACAAAAUUUUGAUUUUAAAAUCUUAUUAUACAUAUUCAUUUAUGUGAUGUGAGCGAUAUACACAUGAAUUUCUAGGCACAAAACUUAUAUCUAAUAGGAUACUCAGUUGAUUUGUACGAUGAAAUGUAACGAAGGAACUGAGAAAAAUAUUAUCAUUUAUCAAUCCUGUAUAUAGGUUGAUAUUGUUAUUUAUUAAAGAGUAUAUACAAGAAAGAUAAAUCUGUUCUUGCGCACGAUUUCCGUUCCAAAAAGUUUUCUGUAUACGAUAAAUGUUUACGAUUGUUGAGAAUUUUCGAAGAACCAAAUAAAUAUAAUAAAUGAUAUGUGAAAAUUAAUUUAUGAAAAUAUGUUACCUACUGUUAAAUAUAUAUUUAUAACAAAGUGAAUCGAGACUAUACGUUUAAUUUUAUAACACACAAGUUCAGAAAAUUCUAUUGAAAAUGUAACUGAUGAUAAAAUAAUAAAAAUUUAAUUUAA